Messenger RNA from [Torrubiella] hemipterigena, 4587 nucleotides. The record is from the annotation of a GenBank genome assembly. NCBI's taxonomy places the organism in Eukaryota, Fungi, Ascomycota, Sordariomycetes, Hypocreales, Clavicipitaceae.
GUUCCUACUCUGCUCUGCAUCCGCCUCUGGUUUGGUGAAUUGGACAUUAUAAGAGCUCAUUUGCUCAGUCUCUGCCGAACGGGAAACGACAACACACCGACGUCGCGCAACGAGCUCCCCGCCAAACGACCCCUGAUUGCCCCUCGCCACGUAACCGCCCAACUCUGCAAUCCGACGCAGCGGAACUGCGAAAAUACCUAAGCACAAUGUCUGGAUUUUUGGAAAAUGCUUAUAGCUUGGUUCAUCAAGACAAUGCUGCUGAUGUACCCUCUGUCGCGGACCUGCGACUGCAACUCGAGAAAGGCACGGAUGAGAGCAAAGUAGACACGAUGAAGUCCAUUUUGACUAUUAUGUUGAAUGGUGAUCCGAUGCCGACCCUGCUCAUGCACAUUAUCCGAUUUGUGAUGCCGUCAAAGUACAAGCCUUUGAAGAAACUUCUCUACUUCUACUACGAAAUUUGUCCCAAAUUAGAUGCAAAUGGCAAGCUCAAACAGGAGAUGAUUCUUGUGUGCAAUGGAAUUCGAAACGACUUGCAGCACCCCAACGAAUACAUCCGUGGCAACACAUUGCGAUUUCUCUGCAAGCUUCGAGAAGCGGAGUUGAUAGAACCGUUGCUAUCAUCUGCUAGAUCUUGUUUGGAGCACCGACACGCUUAUGUUCGCAAGAAUGCGGUAUUUGCAGUUUCGUCUCUUUACAGCCAUUCCCCAUCGCUCAUCCCAGACGCUGCCGAGCUUAUCACUGCAUUCUUAGAUGGCGAGACUGAUCCAACCUGCAAACGCAAUGCCUUCGCGGCUCUUGCAAGCAUCAACCACGAUUCAGCACUUGUAUACUUAAGCUCAGUUUUUGAUGGAAUCCCGAAUGCUGAAGAGCUGCUACAACUUGUUGAGUUAGAGUUCAUCAGAAAAGAUGCCAUUCAAAAUUCUCAAAACAAGGCACGCUACUUGAGACUCAUCUUUGAUCUUUUAGAAGCCGGUGCCUCCACAGUCGUUUACGAAGCUGCGUCAUCACUCACAGCUUUGACAAAUAAUCCUGUCGCCGUGAAGGCUGCUGCAGCAAAGUUCAUUGAACUUAGCAUUAAGGAGGCGGACAACAACGUAAAGCUCAUUGUGUUGGACAGAGUUGAACAAUUGAGACAGAAGAAUGAAGGAAUUCUUGACGACCUUGUCAUGGAAAUUCUGCGUGUUUUGUCGAGCACAGAUAUUGAUGUUCGUCGCAAGGCACUCGGCAUUGCUCUGGAGAUGGUAUCCAGCAAAAAUGUCGAAGAAGUUGUUCUGCUAUUGAAAAAGGAACUCUCCAAGACUGUCGACCAGGAAUACGAGAAAAACGCUGAAUACCGAUCACUGUUGAUUCAUUCCAUCCAUCAAUGUGCGAUCAAAUUCUCAGAAGUCGCCGCCAGCGUCGUCGAACUGCUCAUGGACUUCAUUUCGGACUUUAACAAUGCAUCUGCUGUUGAUGUUAUCAACUUUGUUAAGGAGGUUGUUGAGAAGUUUCCUGAGCUGCGACCUACGAUUGUCGAACGCCUUGUGUCUACUCUUGAGGAAGUGCGGGCUGGCAAAGUGUACCGAGGUAUUCUAUGGAUUAUCGGUGAAUACUCGCUUGAGGCAAAGGACAUCCGCGAUGCUUGGAAGAGGAUCCGUGCAAGCCUGGGCGAAAUCCCCAUUCUGGCAUCAGAACAACGCCUCCUAGAGGAACAGGAUACCGAUGACAAAAAGGAUGAACCAACAAACGGAGAAUCCAAGUCAGCCCCAACUGGCUCACGGAAGGUUCUGGCGGAUGGCACCUACGCCACUGAGUCAGCGCUUACCAGUCAAUCAUCCGCCGCCGCAAGAUUGGAAGCUGUAAAGGCAGCACAGAAGCCUCCUCUGAGACAGCUUAUUCUUGACGGCGACUACUACCUAGGUACCGUGCUGUCCUCCACACUGGUCAAGCUUGUUAUGAGACAUGCAGAGUGUUCAAAGGAUACCGCCAGGACCAAUGCUCUCAAAGCCGAGGCAAUGUUGAUUAUGAUAUCCAUUCUUCGAGUUGGCCAAUCCCAGUUUGUCAAAGCCCCGAUUGAUGAGGAUUCCGUCGAUCGUAUCAUGUCAUGCGUUCGCUCUUUGGCUGAGUUCUCUGGCAAGCGUGAACUAGAAUCUGUGUGGCUUGACGAUACCCGCAAAGCUUUCCGAGCAAUGGUGCAAGCCGAUGAGAAGAAGCGUGCUGCCAAAGAGGCUUCUGAAAAGGCUAAAUUUGCCGUUCAAGUUGAUGACGUUGUCCAAAUACGCCAGCUCUCCAAAAAAAACACUACUGACGUGGAUGAGAUCAACCAAGAUUUAGAGAAAGCUACGGGUGGUGAAGCCGAGGCAGAUGACCUAUCUUCGAAGCUGAGCCGUGUUGUUCAGCUUACUGGAUUUUCUGACCCCGUAUACGCCGAAGCAUAUGUCAAGGUACAUCAGUUUGACAUUGUUUUGGAUGUUCUACUCGUCAAUCAAACAACAGAGACGUUGCAGAAUCUUUCUGUUGAAUUUGCGACUCUUGGAGAUCUUAAGGUUGUUGAACGACCAACAACCCAAAAUCUCGGACCUCAUGACUUUCACAACGUCCAAUGCACAAUCAAAGUUUCAUCUACAGAUACCGGCGUGAUCUUUGGCAAUGUCAUCUAUGACGGAGCACACUCAACCGAUACAAAUGUAGUGAUUCUUAACGAUCUGCAUGUGGAUGUCAUGGAUUACAUUCAGCCUGCAACCUGCACAGAGACUCAAUUUAGAACCAUGUGGACCGAGUUUGAGUGGGAGAACAAGGUCAAUAUCAACUCCAAGGCUAAGUCUCUUCGGGCCUUUUUAGAUCAACUCAUGGCAUGUACCAACAUGAACUGCCUUACACCUGAGGCAAGUCUGAAGGGCGACUGCCAGUUUUUGAGCGCCAAUCUCUACGCCCGCAGCGUUUUUGGCGAGGAUGCAUUGGCUAAUCUGAGCAUCGAACAAGAUGGGGAAGACGGCCCAAUUACUGGAUUCGUACGCAUCAGAAGCAGAUCACAAGGACUCGCUUUGAGCUUGGGUGCGUUGAAGGGCCUUAGCAAGCUGGGAUCGCCCGCUUAGGGCUUUAUGACCAUACUACGUACAUCUUGAUGAAUGGCCAACAAUUUGACGAUGAAAGGACAUUGACAAACACGCUAACACGAAACUUGGUACGUGGUAUAUUUUACAGUAAUCAUAAACAAAUUGUUCUAACGCACGUGCUUCCCAGAACAUCAGGGGCCGGCAGAAUCGCAUCGCUUUGUCGCUAGAGGGUAUCAUUAGAUGGCCGAAAUGCACCUAUUGUUGUUCAAAGACAAGAGCAUUUAGUAUAUGCCCUUCCGUCCACCCCUGUUCCGUAAGGCUCAAUCUCUCAUUGAGCAUUUUGCCCAUGUAUGCUAUACGUAAUCGUUUAUGUGGCGAUAACUGGCAUGCUCCAUUAGUAGACUAGGUCUGUCAUGGCAUUGGGUCGACUUACUCGGCAUUGCUUUCCUAUCUUUUCGACUAUACUUUGAACGGAAUCUGAUUUUCUGAUGUAAAAAACGAUAUCUUUGCCGGUUUCACUUAGCCGAGCUCGCACUUGUGCUUGGUUCUCUGUCGUCAAAGCAUUGGCCUGUGCAUCACUAGGUUCGCCACUGUCGCUCUUUGCAAAUGCAACUGUUGAAUCGGGUUCACCUUGAAACGACGCAUCGUUUCUGACACCUUCACUAGAGUCAGCCAGAUUUUGCGGCUCAGCAACUACCCAUUCAGGAAGCGCGUAGUAGUUGCCGAAGGAAUCGUAGGCGCCAUCAGCGAGAUCUCCAGUUGGCAACGAAAUCUCUGCGGCUGACAACAUAGUCUGUGCAGUGAGUAGAUUGUCUGAUCCAUCACCACUUAUACUGUCUUCAGACCAGAGAAUUUCAAGCACAGCCUUUAAUGUCUGCCAUAUCUCCGGUCUACCUGUGACUCUUGUAUCAAAAUAAUCUCUCCGUUCGCUCUUAAGCUGUUCUCUGGUCCAAGAUCGAUCCUUUGCGGUCCAUUUAUGCCGCCGGAGUGGCUUGUUUAGCUGCUCAGUGAGAGCUGGGCGUGGGCUUCUAUGGGAGCGAUGCUGUGCUGUUGAGCGCUGGCCAAUAACACUUUCGGGUAAUGUGAGCGGAGGAGGAUUAAUAUGCCUAGCUGAUGGAUUGGGCAGACCACCUGGAUAUGGUGAAUUAGGACCCGAGGCGCGUGAGAAACAGCAACCCUAAGACGACUUAGUAUUAUGGCAUGGUUGUUGUUUAUGGGUUUGGGUUUGCCACACCAUCGCGGGUUUCAGAGAUGAUCAGGGCCGGUACGCCAGUCUUAGCCUCAAAAACCGUAACCAGUGAAUGGUUAUGUAAUUCUCUGGUUGUUUAUCAGCUCGAAUAUGGGAAUAAUUCGACAAUUCUGGCGGGCUGCGGGUUGGAGACCGACGCUGUCGAUCGAAGUCGCAAUAUGUGUGCAGAAGCAGAUGUGUAUUGUAAAUGGGCGCUUUGUGCGAAUUUAGUAGCUAUUGGUGCUGUAGUUGAGUUAAUAUACUGCUACAAGGUCUGGAGUUAUGUAUGUUGAGAGUCAUAAGCUGAAUAUUGCGCAGCGUGUG